AAAGCCCUGCAGUGACUGGGAGGGGAACAGGAGGAGGGACGGAGGGAUGGGGAAGGCUGCACAAAGGAAUUCCUCACCCCAAGCCCGCUGACCGCCAGCGAGUAAAGAAGCAGAUCUGCUCUCCCUCCCCCUUCCUCCAUCCCAUCUUCUCACCCAACUGGGCACAGGCCAUAGAGCAGCUGCAGGCCUUCGGAGAGGACCAGCACAGCCUCCUAUAGGUGGCAACAGUGCCACCUGUUUGACGGGUGGGGUUGGGCCAAGAACUGGAAGAGGGAGGAGGCAGACAACUCGGAGAGGAGCUGGGAAGCAAGAGCAGAGCUGCCGCUGAAAACAGGCCCUCACCAUGGCAGAGUCCCCCGGCUGCUGCUCCGUCUGGGCCCAGUGCCUCCACUUCCUGUAUAGCUGCCACUGGAGGAAAUCCCCCAAAGAGAGGAUGCAAACCAGCAAGUGCGACUGUAUCUGGUUUGGCCUGCUCUUCCUCACCUUCCUCCUCUCCCUGGGCUGGCUGUACAUCGGGCUCAUCCUUCUCAAUGACCUGCACAACUUCAAUGAAUUCCUAUUCCACCGCUGGGGACACUGGAUGGACUGGUCCCUGGCAUUCCUGCUGGUCAUCUCUCUACUGGUCACAUAUGCAUCCCUGCUAUUGCUCCUGGCCCUGCUCCUGCAACUCUGUAGACAGCCUCUGCAUCUGCACAGUCUCCACAAGGUGCUGCUGCUGCUUAUCAUGCUUCUUGUGGCCGCUGGCCUUAUGGGACUGGACAUCCAAUGGAAGCAGGAGUGGCGUAGCUUACAUCUGUCACUGCAGGCCACAGCCCCAUUCCUUCAUAUCGGAGCAGUGGCUGGAAUCACCCUCCUGGCCUGGUCUGUGGCUGAUACCUUCUACCGUAUCCAUAGAAGAGGUCCCAAGAUUCUGCUACUGCUCCUAUUUUUUGGAGUUGCCCUGGCCAUCUACCUGGCCCCUCUAUGCAUCUCCUCACCCUGCAUCAUGGAACCCAGAGACUUACCCCCCAAGCCUCGGCUGGUGGGACACCGAGGGGCCCCCAUGCUGGCCCCCGAGAACACCCUGAUGUCCUUGCGGAAGACAGCUGAAUGUGGAGCUGCUGUGUUUGAGACAGAUGUGAUGGUCAGCUGUGACGGGGUCCCCUUCCUCAUGCAUGAUGAGCACCUGAGCAGGACCACAGAUGUGGCCUCUGUGUUCCCAGCCCGAAUCACAGCCCAUAGCAGCGACUUCUCCUGGGCUGAACUGAAGAGACUCAAUGCUGGGGCCUGGUUCCUAGAGAGGCAACCCUUCUGGGGGGCCAAGAGACUCUCAGGCCCUGAUUGGAAAGAGGCUGAGAAUCAGAGAGUACCAGCAUUAGAAGAGUUAUUGAAGGAAGCUGCAGUCCUCAACCUCUCCAUCAUGUUUGACUUGCGCCGCCCCCCACGAAACCACACAUACCAUGACACUUUUGUGAACCAGACACUGGAGACUGUGCUGAGGGCAAGGGUUCCCCAGGCCAUGGUCCUUUGGCUACCAGAUGAAGAUCGGGCUUAUGUCCAACAACGGGCUCCCAGAAUGCGCCAAAUAUAUGGAGAGCAGGGAGGCAACAGAACUGAGAGGCCCCAGUUUCUCAACCUCCCCUAUCAAAACCUGCCACUGUUGGAUAUCAAGGCAUUGCACCAGGAUAACGUCUCGGUGAACCUAUUUGUAGUGAACAAGCCAUGGCUCUUCUCCCUACUCUGGUGUGCAGGGGUAGAUUCGGUCACCACCAACGACUGCCAGCUGCUGCAGCAGAUGCAAUACCCCAUCUGGCUUAUUCCCCCUCAAACCUACCUAAUGAUGUGGACCAUCACCAAUUGUGUCUCCACCCUGCUGCUUUUGUGGACCUUCCUUCUUCAAGGGAGAUGUGCUAAGAAGAGAGAGAGAACUGGCUUGGAAACAGCAGUGCUGCUGACCAGGAUCAACGAUUUCAUAAUGGAGUGAAUGCCCUGCCCUGGCCCCUCACCAACUGGAGCCUGAGGCCUGUCUGCAUUGCCCAACAAGAAGGAAGGGAGAAUGGUAGAAUGUCUCAGGGGUAGGCAGUUGGUGGGGAGAACUUUGGAAACAGGAGGUUUGGAACCACGAAGGGGCCCUGUGCCCAGAUGGUGGGCAAACCCCAAGCUGCCAUAUCUACUCCCUUUGAGGUUUUGACCUGAGGUGGUUGGGAAGACAGUGAGUCAUGAGAAGUUUCUCCCAAAAUGAAACUAGAACAGAGGAUGUGAAAGGGAGACUGC
Molecule: messenger RNA, 2253 nt
Organism: Trichechus manatus latirostris (Florida manatee)
Lineage: Eukaryota; Metazoa; Chordata; Mammalia; Sirenia; Trichechidae
Gene: GDPD2
Product: glycerophosphodiester phosphodiesterase domain containing 2
Exons: 16
Coding region: 344-1963 (539 amino acids)
Biological process (GO): lipid metabolic process
Cellular component (GO): plasma membrane
Molecular function (GO): glycerophosphodiester phosphodiesterase activity
Source: RefSeq, a predicted model, not a curated record